This is a messenger RNA of Lodderomyces orthopsilosis Co 90-125, 2163 nucleotides long. RefSeq lists its product as uncharacterized. The transcript has a single exon. The record is from RefSeq and is a predicted model, not a curated record. Lineage: Eukaryota; Fungi; Ascomycota; Pichiomycetes; Serinales; Debaryomycetaceae. Bases 1 to 2163 code for a protein of 720 amino acids.
AUGCAAAGAUGGUUCAGAAAACAUCGAGCUAUUGUAUUAAAUACAUAUAUACGAAGUCAUCUACUACUAAGCCGCAAUUACACCACCAGGACGACUUUCUUUAACAAAAAUCCAACCGAAUCCCUUCCUGAAAAGCUUUCCACUUAUUUUUCCAAUUUAUUGACUGAACAACACGAUAAAAUGUUGGACCAGCCUGUGCAGAAAUUAAUCAAUAAAGUACCAAACCUUGCUCGUGAUUUGAGAAAGUCCAUCGAUAUUGAAAACAAACUUUUCACCGUUCUUUCUUACGAUCCUGUUUUGAUUGAUCCACGUCUCUAUCUUCAUUUCUACGACCCAUCGGUUGGAGCUCCAGUUAAGAAGCUAAUGCUAGAAAGACUUCUCUAUCAUCAACAAUAUGCUGCAUGUUGGCAGCUAUUCAUUGGCGAUACAUUGGACGACUUGGAUGUGUUUCUAGAAACGACAGAAAGCUUUAUAAAAAAACUGGGGAACGAUUUUGCUGUAAUAGACCUUGUUAUCAGUCUACCACAGUUGGGAGAGAAUGAAUCCUAUAGGACGCUGGUGUUGGAUGCAUUGGCCCACACUUUUAAUAUAGAUGUGCGUCAAAUACUACAAACUUAUUACGAAAUUAAUGACUUACGAAACAUUAACAAUUUACUUGCAUAUUCCAAGAACGAUUUUACUUCAACUGUUUUGCGUUUGAAACAAACGAUGAGGGUCUUGUAUUAUGAAGGAACGACAUCUCGACAAGUCCAAGAAGUUUUGUUACAAAAUCCUGAUAUUAUGAUACGGCCAGGAUGGAUUAGUUCAAUAUUCCCAAAGUUUGAAUUUUGGUCAUGUAUGGUUUUUCCGGAUCUACCACGAGGGAUAACACCGUUCAUAGAUGCGGUCAAGGUAAUCUUGUCAAAAGGCGUUCGAUUAAGUGAUAUGGACACGCUAUACAUGCUCCACUCCAAUGCCUCCCCCUUUUCUAUUUUUCUGGUUUAUAAAUUAUCCAUUAUGCAAAAACUGAUUUUAAAUUAUUUGGUGAGACUUUUAGUGGAGAGUUCCAAUCAUGAAGAACUAAAGGCUGCUUAUUUGGUCACUCGAAAACAACUUGAACUACCAGUUAUAAUUGACUGUGUCAACAAGUUGCUAGAAAAUGAAAUUUCUGUGUUGCCAUUGAUCAAACACUUUGAAAAGUCAAAAAGAGAAAAGAUAGUCAUGGGGCUCAAGUACCACAAUGCGUCAAACUUCAUGGAAUUAAUAGUCUACUUCAACAACAAUCAGAAGAUUGCACGAUACCUAAUAACGACAUUCACGAAUACAUCACACGCAAACAUCGAAAAUUUGACUCUACUAGCUACAUCUAAUAUCAACUCGAAAAGGACGUUACUAGAAAUAUUUCGCUCUACAUUACUUCGAGCAAAUACUAUUGAUCAAAACUUUAUAUCAGUUGUAUUGAACGUCAUCUUGCAGAAAACUGUCCCCGAUAAAGGUGGGUUUAAUAAGUCCUAUGAUUCCCUCAAUCAAAAGCAAAGACUGAUUAUGCACAACACAUUCCGAUCAAUUGGACAAACACUCUCACUUUUAAGCGAUACCGACUUGGCCCAUGUAAUGGAUGGAAUAUACAAUAUGUUACAUGAUGGGUCUUUCUAUUACAAGAAUGAUAAAACGGCACAGAAAUAUCUAUUCAAGUUGCUAUCGAAUGAAGUUUUCAGAUUUGUGAUGCGAAAAGAGGAACGUGUAAAGAUACUACAAGAUACUAUGGGUCAGAUGACCACUUCCACGUACUGGGUAAAGUAUUGGCUCAUCUACUCAAUGGUACUCGACGAUUUCUCCAACGCUAUCAAACUUUUGGAAUUUUACAAUAGCUCUAAACGUGAAUUGAUUCAGUUCUUUCCUGCCAUCACAUUAGGGAUAAUUCAUUCUAAACAAAUGGAAAUCAACAGUAAAGUGAAAUAUCUUGAUUACUUUCUCGAACGGGCAAAGCGGCAUCAGUAUAAAAAUGUUUUAAAGUUAAAAGCAGGAAUGGAAAUAAUUCGUCAAUUGCAAAAGGCUGCAAAAGAUGAGAAAUUGAACAACGAUUCGGUUAGAUGGCUUGCUACUAUAAGUCAAAAAAAUCGCUACAUGAGGAGGGCUAUUUACAUGAAUUCCAGAGUUAGAGAAAAAACUAACAUUCAUUAA